CCCUGCCACCGCAGCAGCGGCUGCGCGCCGCGACGAGCCAUGCGCCUCCUCCCUUUCCUCCUCCACGCCGCCGCAGCGAAGCUACAAUUCGGCGCCGACGCGAACAACACGCGCAAGGGCUCGAAGCGGAGACGAAACAUCGAACGCGUCUACGCCGUCGCGCGGAAGGCCCUGCCGCUCGAAGAACGAAUGGAGGCUGAGGAGCGGUGGGAGCGGGCCAAAUUGCUAGGAAGAGGAAGAAGGGCCAAGCUCGCCGCCAUCAAGGUCAAGGUGCCCCGCCGCAACUUUUCGUACGCUGUGCCCGACCCAAAAAAACUGUUGGACAUCAGGGCCUACAACCUCUCGUCUCUAUCGAGCAACGGCACGGCGAUGAACGCGCGGCACUACCUGACCAUGUGGGAGCAAGCGAAAAAUUCGGUUGAAAUGCAGGAGAAGCUCUGGAAGAUGAAUAACCGGGCGGCGCCCCAAGAUAGGAUCGGACUCUUCGUGAAGCGGGGCUCGUGGGAUUCCGAUGGGUUUGCUUCUUUAGGAAGGUUGCUGGGCGUGGUGGUUGGCAUCCCUUUGAGGGUUGUCGUGUUUGUCGUCCGAAGGUGUUGCGUCCGGCCGUUGCGCGAUCGCUGCGUGGGGACGUUCCUGGAAAGAUAUGCAAAUUUCACGGACGACGCGUUGCGGCGCGGGUUUGCGAAAGCUCUGAUCAAAGCUCGGGAAGAAACGGUCAACGAGCUCAACCAGGUCAUGCAUAGAUAUGAGGGCCCCAUCGAACGUUUUUUUUCAAGAUACUAUGGCUUGAUGGUGUUAAAUACAAGAGAGAUCAGAAUCGUGCUCAAGACGGCGUGGCGCCUGCCGCGCCAGGCCUGGCUCUUCGUUAAAACUUUACGGUACUACGCCAUGCUUUACUUGCGGUCGACGCGCUCCCUGAACUAUGUCUUGGUGAAGGCGUACCCAGCAUCAAAGACGUGGCCGAGGCACGAGCGCCUCGAGGCGGCAUUAUUACGGGCGCUCCUGGCGGAGUGCCGGGCCUACGAGGCGCGGCUCGGGCCGAAGGCCGCGGCGCGGCGGAAAAGGAGGCUGGCGAAGUACCACGAAAAGCUGCGAGCUGCUGAGCAAGCCAAAAUUGGAUCGUCGCCGCGGGACGAGGUCUAA
Messenger RNA from Pelagomonas calceolata, 1143 nucleotides. NCBI's taxonomy places the organism in Eukaryota, Pelagophyceae, Pelagomonadales, Pelagomonadaceae. The record is from the annotation of a GenBank genome assembly.